UCUUGGCUAUUUUCACAAGAGUGUCAAAUUCUGACUUUUUUGAUGGUUUUGAUAACAGAUUCUGUAAUCCUAUGUCUUUUUUGCUAAAAUAAUAAAAUUUACACGCUAGAGAAGUAAGAAAACGUGAAAUAAAUCUUAUUAAAGUGAGUAAAUAUCGUGCUACGGUUGUUGCGGCAGUGGUAUUUUUCUGUCCAGAAAAAUAAAUGUUUGGACCGUAACAGUGUUGAGUGACAAGCUAUGAUUUCGAUGACAUUUUGAAAAGUGAAAAAAAUACUGGGCGAUAUCUGCAAAAAACUUUUAACACAGUCGCCGGCUCCAUCCCUACUGGCUACUAUUGUACUUGACAUGCUGCUGUGUGCUUCUUUGUAAACCUUUAAUUAUCAUAUUGUAAAAACUGCUUUCCAACUUCGGAGAAAAAAUGGAUAUGGUAAUUCGUUGGAAAUAGUCAAUACACGUCUGGUAAACAUAAAACAUAAUGACGUUCGACACAGGUGGACGAUCUUCGGACUCACCUGAGGAACAUAGCAAUUCACAGUCUUCGGUCAACGCAGAAAAUUCCAGCUCGGAUGAGGUUUCACGGUUUCCAGAAGACAAGUUGGCCUCACUUAACAUAAAGAUAUCUAGUUCGCGAUGGGUGGUACCAGUGUUGCCGAAUCAGGAGUUGGAAUUAUUAUUAAAUGCGGCUAUAAGACUUUCUCAAGCUGGAAUCGAUGGUGAUUGUUCACCAUGUGUUAAAUUCUACCGAGAUGGACUUUCAACAUCAUUUAUCAAAAUUUUAACUGAUGAAGCAGUCUCGUCAUGGAAAUACAAUAUUCAUCAUUGCAUUUUAAUGUCAUGCAGCAAAUUGCUCCACUUGAUUUCGCUGCACAUGAAACGAGACAAUUAUCAUCUUUUGAAACUGCUAUCGGUUGUUUUUGAUCCAGAUAAUAAAUUUCACACUCAUAAUGCAUCUCGUCCACAAGAACUACAUCUGGCCCAGGCGGACACUGAACAUAUUGUUCAGGGCAGUCAAAUUUAUGCAAAUUCACCUCCUGAGCCUAAAAAUCCACGUGGCUGGCUCGUUGAUCUGAUCAACCACUUCGGGCUUCACAAAGGAUUUGACAACUUCCAAGAUCGAAUGAAUUUGGAAAUUUCGAAUUUUCGCAAGCAAUGUUUGAAAGAUAAAUGCAACAGUGAUACAUCAAUUGCUAGUCCAUCAUAUACAAAAUGUGAAGGUGAAGAUAAUCCAGAAAAACUAACGCUCAAUACUUUGCACACCCUUUUGCAACCAUUUGGGCAGUGUGCAGAGUUUUUAACGGUAUCAACAGUUGAAAGGUAUUUCAUGCCGAUUUGGGACGUUGUUUUGGAUAUUUUGGAAUCCCUAUCAGACGAUGAGUUGAAACGAGAAGCCAAAUUUGAAGGAAAAAACGAUAUUAUAAAUGGUAUUGUAAAAUAUGCCCGUGCCUUGAUAAGUCAUGUACCAAAUCAGGAAAAUCUGCUGCGAGCGUUAGAAAUGUGUCGACUCAGAAUAAUUUUGCGUGUGUUGCAAAUUUCAAGCUUCAAUGGAAAGAUGAAUGCAUUAAAUGAAAUAAAUAAAGUGCUCGGGUAUGUAUCGUACUUCCCACAUCGGCAGAUUUCAGACGAAGACAACGAUAUACUGAAUGCAGAAAAAAUGGCGGAGUGGAUACGAGAAAACAAUGUGUUGGGUAUUGUUCUUCGCGAUUCAUUGCAUCAGCCACAAUAUGUUGAAAAGCUGGAGAAAAUACUCCGUUUUCUUAUUAAGGAGAAAGCGCUCACAUUUGAUGAUCUAGAUGCUGUGUGGCGCGCUCAAGCAGGAAAACACGAAGCGAUCGUUAAGAAUGUGCAUGAUUUACUGGCCAAGCUCGCUUGGGACUUCAAUACCGAGCAGCUGGACUAUUUGUUCAAGUGUUUUCAGACGUGCAUGAAAACAGCCAACAAAAAGCAACGCGAACGGCUUCUAGAAUUGAACAGACGUCUUGCAGAAGAUGAUAAAAACGGUGUGAUGGCACAGAAAGUACUGAAAUUGUUCUGGACACUGGCACACAGUGCUGAUAUACCGCCGGAAGUUCUGGAUCAAGCAUUAGCUUCCCAUGUCAAGAUUUUAGACUACAGCUGUUCCCAAGAACGUGAUGCACAGAAGACAAUUUGGCUGGAUAAGUGUGUAGACGAGCUUAAACGUGGCGACGACUGGGCACUACCCGCAUUGAGGCUCAUACGAGAAAUUUGUACGCUCUAUGAAACAACAACAAGCCAUACACAACGAAUCCAUCAGUUGCUUACAAGGCAACAGGUAAUUGACAGAUUGCAAAAUGAACAUACACUUGUAAUUUUGGUCACCACCAGCUUGACGAGAUAUAUGGAUAAAGUCCGAGCUCGUGUCAGGUUAGAGCCUUCACUAGACCCUAAAACUUUGCUGUUAGAUAUGCGUUAUCCGCAUCCCCAGCAAAUACAAGAACGGCUUGAGUUUCUCAAGUUCCUCCUUAAAGAUGGACAACUUUGGCUGUGCGCGGAGCAGGCAAAACAGAUCUGGCAAUGCUUAACCGUGAAUGCAGCAUUUCCAAGUGAUCGUGAAGAAUGUUUCAGAUGGUUUGGCAAGCUGAUGGGUGAUGAACCAGAUUUGGAUCCUGGAAUCAAUAAAGAUUUUUUUGAAAAUAAUCUUCUCAAGUUGGAUCCGGUUGUACUUACGGAAAGUGGCAUCAAAUGUUUCGAGCGAUUUUUCAAAGCAGUCAACUCAAAAGAAGAACGCCUCAAAGGAAAACAACGUGGCUAUGUUCUUGACAACGAAGAUUUGAUUGGAAAGGAUUACCUUUGGCGUGUAAUUACCGACGCAGAUGAAAAUAUUGCGUACAAAGCGAUCGACUUGCUUAAGGAGGUAUCGACCGCUCUUAGUUUAAGACUGCAGGCAAGCUUAACAGAGUUUCACGAAAAUUUUAUUGGUGAUUGUUGCGAUAGGUUGCAAAACUAUUAUGAAACUGUGAAAAUGUUAACAAAUCUGAUUGAUGAGAACGUCAAAACGCCAGAAGAUGAUAUCGUUAGCAGAAGACUAACAACGAUGAAAAAAAUGUGCCGUGUUGUAAAAACUUUGCAAGAAUACAUUAAAGAGUGUGAUAAAAACUUUACAGGAGAAAGAUUGUGGCUACCGUUGUGCAGGGCUUCGCGAGGAAAACAUAUACAUCUUUACGUCCGUUUCCAAUCUCCAGGACGACAGUUGGAGGAUUUGGAAAUAAUCACACACACCAACGAGACGAUUUGCUCAUUUAAGCGAAGUCUACUAAAACGAAUCAAACCGUCUACAAACCAUAUGAAAAUAGAUAUGUUCAACUGCAAUGGAGACUUGAUAGAAAUAGUCGAAGAUCACCAUCCGUUGUCCAGCUACAAUAUUCGGGACAAAACACUUAUUACAGUGAAGCUAACUCCCAAUGGAUCAGGAUUAGCUAGCUCACCUGAUAGUUCGAGUGAUACAAGUUCUGGGUCACCCCCCAGACCUUGCCCAGAUUUAAUAAAAUCCGACUUGGAAGAUAUGUUGCCGGGUGUAAUAAUUGCACAGAAAACGCAAUACAUAGAUUUUAUUCUCAAAAUGUAUCAGUUAGGUAGUGACUUACAGCAAGACCUGUUGCGGGAUAGCUGCAGCGCUCUGUUGCAUCUCUUGCCUAUAGAUAGGAAUACAGUAAAGAAAAUCCACACUUUGUGUAACAUAUACGAUUCUGAGGUUGAAAAUAAUGCUACUGCCCGUCAUCCAGAGUCACUUUUUGUUGAUCCCGCACCAGCACGCAUUCUGUACAAUUUAGAGGCGCUACAUGCAUUAUUAAUACCGGCACUAGAACCAAGAUCUGAGACAACGCUUUAUUUCCAAUCUUGCUGGUUGCAUUGCGGCGGUGGUCAGUUCAUGUUGGGAUUGUUAACCAAGAAUAACUUUUUGCCUAACGCUGACGUGCACACAAAACGGACUGCUUUCCACUGUGUGCUAAAGCUAGUCAAAUUCUUUUUGUACAUCAUGGGAUACGUCCAGAGCCAGGUUGGUGACAAUUCGCAAAACGUUCAUCAUGACGCUGAUCGUUCUCAUGUUGUUGUGCUAAAACAAGCUUUACAAGCGAUUUCGGAAGGUUCAGAACUUACUGUAAAGUCUAUGGCCAACAAAUUGGCUUCAAACAUAGCUGAAGAAAUGCUCUCAACUGGACCACAAAGCGAACAAUGUCGAUUUUUUUAUAGGUCAGCUAUUCAGCUAAACAUUCCGGAUUCAUCGACCAUAAAAGCUAUCGUGAACGUUGCAUGGGCAGCUUCCGGAGACAACAUUCAAAUGUUGGGUUCGGUGUUUGAUUUGAGUCAGAAUAUUUCCACUCCAAAGAUCGAGGAUUAUGCUGUUUGCAAAGAAGCGAUGGAGGUACUGUGCAUUUCGUUGAUAUUACACCAAAACGCAUAUGAAAAGCUUAGCAGAGAUAUUUCGUGGUCCAACUUCGUUACAUCUUUAGUACUUAUGAAUCCGUCAUGUCACAUACGACAAACAGCGUACGAACAGCUGUUUCUCAUCACAACGUAUUGCGCUGCCGAUCGAAAACCAUUCUUAUUCAUGGUAAAAUUAUUGGUGAAGCUUUUACACUCGAUCGUUGUUCAGUAUCAAGAGACAUGCUCAGAUUACUUCCAACUUUUUUGUCGCAUUUUAAACUACGGUUGCUCAUUAGGCUGGCCAUUACCUAUAUGCAAGGAAUUACUCACGCAAGAAAUUGAGUGGCUCCGUACUAUUCGCCACAAUGUUAAGAUAACAGGCGGAACCCAAGUACAUGAUGAUUUAUUAGAAGGACAUUUAUGUUUGACAAAAGAGCUUAUGUACUAUUUGAGUCCAGAAGUGAAAGCACUCAACAGCGAUUUGAUAAUGGAAAUUCUUAAUGACUAUUUGUUUAGUGCUUCGCGUCAGUAUUUGCUGUUGAGGAAAAAGUCGCAAAAUCUGGAGAGGAAUGCACCACCUCCUGUAUGCCGUAACCCACGAACAAUAUCGGCUGCAUGUGAUUUGCUGGUAGCCUUAUGCCAACAUAGCGUUAAAAAUACAAACAUAUUGGUCGAGAACUUAUUGGAAAUGUUCUGCACCAAUAUUGAGCCACUGCGCGAAUGGGAGUACCUACCACCGGUGGGACCACGCCCGUUCCAUGGAUUCUGUGGACUGAAAAACGCCGGUGCCACAUGCUACAUGAAUUCUGUGCUUCAACAGCUAUAUAUGGUCCCGUCAUUAAGGAUCGGAAUACUUUCCGCUCUAGGAGCUGCCGAUGAUUUAACUGAAGAUUUUAGCGGAAAUUUGGAUGCACAUACUGAUCGAGAUUCUAAUAAUGAUUCUUCAAAAAAUUACCAUGUAGUGAUCCUUAAGUACGUCCAAGCAAUUUUUGCUCAUCUUGGUCAUAGCUCCCUUCAAUACUACACACCUCGUGGACUUUGGGGCCAUUUCAAACUGCAAGGUGAGCCGGUCAAUCUAAGAGAGCAACAAGAUGCAGUGGAGUUUUUCAUGUCACUAUUUGAGAGUCUAGACGAAGGUUUGAAGGCAUUGGGAUAUUCUCAGUUAAUGGGUGCAACUCUAGGAGGCUGCUUUAGUGACCAAAAAAUAUGUCAAGAUUGCCCACACCGUUACAGCAAAAAUGAACCAUUCAGUGUUUUCAGUGUAGAUAUUAGGAAUCAUAGUUCUCUUACAGACUCUUUGGAGCAAUAUGUAAAAGGAGAAAUUUUAGAAGGAGCGGAUGCUUACCAUUGUGAUAAAUGUGAUAAAAAGGUGGUAACCGUUAAACGGCUGUGUGUGCGAAAGCUGCCACCUGUUCUAGCUAUUCAGCUUAAACGAUUUGAGUAUGAUUAUGAGAGAGUAUGUGCGAUUAAAUUUAAUGAUUAUUUUGAAUUUCCUCGCUUAUUGGAUAUGGAGCCAUAUACAGUAUCUGGACUGGCAAGAAUCGAAAGAAUGGUGAUUGACGACUGUGUUGAGGCUGAAGAAUCUUCAGAAACUCGUUACCAAUUAACCGGUAUCGUCGUUCAUAGCGGACAAGCAUCCGGUGGCCACUAUUUCAGUUUUAUUCUGCACAAGACUCCAGAUGGCGUUGAAAAAUGGUAUAAAUUCGAUGACGGUGAGGUAUCCGAAUGCAAGAUGAACGAUGAUGAUGAGAUGAAAGCACAAUGUUUCGGUGGAGACUAUAUGGGUGAAGUUUAUGAUAACAAUCUGAAGCGGAUGCAGUAUCGGCGCCAGAAACGUUGGUGGAACGCUUACAUGCUGUUUUAUACACGAUAUGACCAUGCUACAGUAAUGCAUGCAGAUAGCAUAGAGCAACUAUCUUUAUCAGAAAGUAAAAAUUGUGUUCUACCAAUGCCAUCUUCCAUAGAAAGAAGCCUAAGGACUCAAAAUAUUCGAUUUCUUCAUGCAAAAAGUAUGUUUUCAGUGGAAUUUUUUACCUUUAUGAAGAAGUUAGCUAGCUCACCCCAAAUGCUUAGUGGCGAAAAUGAAAAACAAUCUGCUGCCGAAGAGGAGUUAUCAUUACUGUGUUUGAAGUUGACAUCGCAGUUUUUGUUCCAUUCCGGAUAUCGGACAAAAAAAACUGUACGUGGUGCUGCUAUUGAUUGGUAUGAAAUUCUUUGCCAUCAUCUGCAAACAUCCCCACAUGCCAGACAGUGGUUCGCCACCGAGAUACUUCUAUCUCCAUCUACCCGCCUUAGUGAAUACCUAUUAGCAGCACCGUCUCCUGAAAUACGUACGGUUUUCGCUAAGGUGAUAGUGUUUUUCUGUCACUGUGCUGCCAAUGACGAGCCUUUACCUGAUUUGGAGGGCAGUAACUUAUGUGAACAGGUGCUCAUUGCAGUGCUUUCGUUAUUGAAUAAUGAUGUAGCAGACUUUGGAAAGCAUUUGCCUCAAUAUUUUAACUUAUUUAGUCUAUAUGCGGGUCUUGGAAUUUGCGAGAAACAACAGCUUAUAAAGCUAAACGUUCCUGCCAUCUUUAUGAAAGUUGCACUCGAUGAAGGGCCUGGGCCUCAAAUUAAAUAUCAGUAUCCAGAUCUGAGCAAACUGCACCAAGUUGUAUCGCAUUUAAUUCGAUCUUGUGACGUAUCAAGCCGAUGCCAAAGCUCUGACCAUACUUCACCCAUCAAAGCUAAUAUCUAUAUUGAUUCACAUGUAGCCUCUGAGUCUUUAAUGCCCUUGACUCCAGAAUGUGAUGAGUAUCUUUUCAACCGAGUUAGUUACAUUAAACGCUUGAUCGAGGACACAAACAUUGAUGAGGAUGGCAUAACGUUGCUACGAUAUUGCAGUUGGGAAAAUCCACACUUUUCGCGAUCGCUUCUAGCUGAGUUGCUGUGGCAUUGUGGUUAUGCAUACUGGCACGACAUGAGACACCACACGGAAAUGUUGCUUCAGCUGUUGCUCAUUGAAGAUUCGUGGCAGAAUCACAGGAUACACAACGCUAUUUUGGGCAUUUCUGAUGACAGAGAAGGCUUACUGGAUAUAAUUCAGCGUAACAAGUUGAACUAUCAAAAGAGAGCCUAUCAAUGCAUUAAAUGUUUGGUUCAACUGUUUAGUCGAAGCCGAGUUGCUUUGAAUAUGCUGCGCAAUACUAUGCAACUGCGCCGACAAUGGACACAUGCAGUGGAAUGGCUACAAGAUGAGUUGGAUAGACACCGAGGAUCGGGAGGACAGUACAACUAUAACUCUUGGUCUCCUCCUGCGCAAAGCAAUGAUAGCACCAAUAGCUUUGUAUUAGAAAGAUCACAAUCUGCCAAAAAUAUUCUGCAAAUGGCUUUUGAAAUAUGUCCAGAAGAGGAUAUCCAUGACAAAACUGAGCAAGAGAAGAAAAAGAGCGCUGAAAAUCAUCUGGAGGUACAAUCAAGUUAUGAAAACAUCGAGUCGUCUAAAGAUGAAUCCAAACCAAAACAGCUAACAAUUGCCGUGGAAAAAGACGGUAGUUUAUGUUCUAGUCCGUCUACUACCAGCGUGAAAAAAAACUUGUGUAAAGUGGACCCUAACACUGUAGAAAUUUUUGAUCAAUCGAAUUCCGAAAAAUACAUGACAACUAGUCAAGAUGUGGAUACCAUCGUUAUAAAAGCUGCUGAGCAUGAAACUUUAGAUCAUUCAAGCGAGAAGCCAUGAACCGAGCCUAGCAAGCAAAAACAGAACAUUUCUUCGUUCCACUCUACACUCAAUAGUUUAUGAUAAAUAGUGUAUAAUAAACAAUAAAUAUUAUCAUUGGA
This is a messenger RNA of Culex pipiens pallens (northern house mosquito), 8202 nucleotides long. RefSeq names its product probable ubiquitin carboxyl-terminal hydrolase FAF (gene faf). Gene Ontology annotation, molecular function: cysteine-type deubiquitinase activity; cysteine-type endopeptidase activity. NCBI's taxonomy places the organism in Eukaryota, Metazoa, Arthropoda, Insecta, Diptera, Culicidae. Gene Ontology annotation, biological process: protein deubiquitination; cell migration. Gene Ontology annotation, cellular component: cytosol; nucleus. The transcript is spliced from 20 exons. The record is from RefSeq and is a predicted model, not a curated record. The coding region runs from base 476 to 8101 and encodes 2541 amino acids.